Molecule: messenger RNA, 831 nt
Organism: Trichophyton benhamiae CBS 112371
Lineage: Eukaryota; Fungi; Ascomycota; Eurotiomycetes; Onygenales; Arthrodermataceae
Exons: 4
Coding region: 1-831 (276 amino acids)
Biological process (GO): RNA splicing
Cellular component (GO): nucleus; exon-exon junction complex
Source: RefSeq, a predicted model, not a curated record
AUGCCUCGCCUUGUAGUCGGCGGAGAGAGAGGCGUCCUGGAGUAUGUCGGCACUGUAGCAGAGAAUCACCGUCGAGAUGUCUGCUUCUCUUCGUCUCGCCGUCCUGUCUGCUUGGUGUCCUUCGUCGUCGUCGUCUCCAACUUGUCCACUCUGGCCAAAGACGGCGACGGCGACGACGAAGAAGAAGAAGAAGACGCACAUCGAGAAGACGAGAAGGAGACGAGAAGAUUCAAGAUGCCGGGCGACAACGAGACCUUCUACCUGCGAUACUAUGCCUCUGCGCGCUAUGCGAACAACUCGAACUACCGCAAUGACUCCCUCAUCCGCAAAGAAAGUACGUCAUACAGCUACCUGCCAUUCCCCUCCCCCUCAAGUAGAAAGCUGGCUGCAGGAGGGCUAAGAGGAGUCUAUUACAGUGUGCGUCAGCUCGCUGCUGAUACAGGAGAUCAAACGGAUUAUCAAAGAGAGCGAGAUUCUCAAGUAUGUUGGGCAUUGACUUCUUUUGUCUGCUGCAAUCGCCCACCUCUGACCCUCUAUCUACUAUCGAAUAGGGAAGACGACUCGAAAUGGCCACAGAAAAACAAAGAUGGACGACAAGAGCUUGAGAUUCGACUUGGGAAUGAACACAUAUCCUUCGAGACUGCAAAGAUAGGCUCGCUUGUCGAUGUCACCGAAUCGGCGGAUCCUGAGGGCCUGCGAGUCUUCUACUAUCUCGUACAGGACCUCAAGGCGCUCGUCUUUUCACUAAUAUCCCUCCACUUCAAGGUAUGGCUGGCUCUUCAAGCACCCCUGUCCCGCCGAAGCUGCCAACCCACGUCACCACCACCAUGA